AUGUCCAAGCCAAUUGCUCCCCAUCAUUCUAUGGAUAUUCCCCAUGUCACUGCGGUGGAGUUGCCAUUAAUUGUCAAAAACACAGAUAAAGCAGUGAAAAUGCUUGGUGGUAAAGACAAAAUCAAGCAGGUAGUAAACUCAAACAAUAAGGCAGGUAACUCCUACAGCCAUACCUCCGUUGAAAACACGUUAGAGUUGAGACUUCGGUCCGAUCCAUUCCAUCAUCCGAUUCAAUCCAGUUAUAAUACUAGCGAAAAAGUGCUCAUUAAAGUGUCAAUACCUUCCAAAAGUAUACCUGAAGACUAUAUCAAGAAUCCAAGCAAGUAUUCAAUUCGAGACUUGAUUCAAUUGAACGAUAAGAAUAAAGAAACUGCGAGACAUAGAGUUAAGCCAGUAGCCAUCAUCGAUAAGACGUACCUGUUCAAGUCAAUAGCAGAUUUCCAGAUCAGCACCAAGAACAACGAUACCGUUCAGGACUUCAAUAAAUCAAUCCUAAAUUUUAAGAACUACGAGGACGUACAAAAUUAUUUUGAUAAGAAUGAACAGUUGAUGGGCAUCCCUGAUUACAAGAACUUGGACUAUUACAAGAAUGUCGACCAUAAGCUACCACCUCCACCGGUACUUUCGCCAAUUCGAUUUCCUUUUGACUACAAGUACCAAAAAAAUCCAUUUACCACUGCUAUUAAGGACUUGGAAAGUGGAGAAAUCAAGGUCGUUUCGACUAAGAACACUCUCAAGCUUCACACCAAAAUGAUCGAUUACAACACGAAUAAUGUACCCACAGCACCUGCACAAGAAUUGGUGGAAAAAUUGAAAUCGCUACGUGAAACCAGGCCUGCCGUAAACUCUCUUGAUUUUCAAUUAUUGCAAUGCAUGGAUUACUUAACCAAACUUUUUGAGAUCAAGCCUAUUUGGUUGAGAAAACAAUUAGAGGAUAUCGUGCCUGUCGAUCUCAAGAAGUUCAUCAAGCAAUCAUUACCAUACGUUUCAUACAUUUACAAGAGUGGCCCAUGGAGAUUUUGCAAUGUUAAGUUUGGAGUGGAUCCCAAAAGCGAUAGCAAGUACUGGAUAUACCAAAGUGAAUACUUCAGGAUUGCAGGAUUGAGGUUCGUACUACCUAACAGUACUACUCAAAGAAUUGUACCAAAUACUGUGGCUCAGCUGGCAAGUGCCGAAAGUGUUGGCCUUGGCCCAAUUGCAGUUUCAGAGUUCUUGUUUUUCAAUGGAGUCUCGUUGCCAUCAACUGUUACCUACCAGAUUGGUGAUAUCAUAGAUUCAGAUAUCACCACAAUUAUUCAAGAUAAUCAAAAUCAGAUGGGGGGUCAAUUCCUACGCGAUAAACCCGAAUUCCAAGAUGGAUGGAUCAACAAACAAACUAUGGAGGUUAUCAGACGAAUAGUGAGAUACAAGCUCAAUAGGAUAGUGAAGGAGGAGCCUAUAGACCAAACUAAAAUCUAUAAGAUUAUAGAGGCAGACUAUACCGAAAACGACGAAAACGAGAAAAAAGAGCAUGAAGAAGCCGAAGAAGUAGAAGAAGAUAUUGACGAAGAUGAUGCAGAAGCUGAAGAUGAAUUGAAUGGUAAUGACGUGGAUGAAGAGGACAUUACAAUGGCUGAUGCUGAGAAUGGUGGCGACGAUAACGAGAACGUCUCUACCGAUUUAGAAGGAACAAUGAAACGGAUCCGCCAAUUCAAUCCCACUAUUUCGAAGCAUUUAGAAAAUUUGGUAGGGUUUAUCAAACAGGAUUCAAUCGAUGACUAA
Messenger RNA from Suhomyces tanzawaensis NRRL Y-17324, 1761 nucleotides. Its product is annotated as transcription factor TFIIIC subunit. The record is from RefSeq and is a predicted model, not a curated record. Lineage: Eukaryota; Fungi; Ascomycota; Pichiomycetes; Serinales; Debaryomycetaceae. Gene Ontology annotation, cellular component: transcription factor TFIIIC complex. Gene Ontology annotation, biological process: transcription initiation at RNA polymerase III promoter. The transcript has a single exon. Bases 1 to 1761 code for a protein of 586 amino acids.